GAGCGUGGAGCGGUCCUUCGCUCGUGUGUUGGUGUGUUUCCGCUUCUGCGCUGCUGUAACGAUGCAUAAAUACGAGACUCUGGGCUGCCUGGGCUCCGGGAGCUACGGGACGGUGCUGAAGUGUCGACACCGGGACACCGGCAGAAGCGUCGCCGUGAAGAAGCUGCUGGAGGAAGAUGAGACCGUGAGGAAGAUCGUGGAGAGAGAAAUCAGACUGCUGAAGCAACUGCGGCAUGAGAAUCUGGUGAAUCUGCUGGAGGUGUGGAAGCGCAAGCGUCGCUGGUAUUUGGUGUUUGAGUUUGUGGAUCGGACGGUUCUGGAUGAGCUUGAGCAGUUCCCAUCCGGACUGGAUCCGCUCAGAGUCCGAAAGCACCUCUACCAGAUCCUGAGAGCCGUGUCCUUCUGCCACCAGCACAACAUCAUCCACAGGGAUGUGAAGCCCGAGAACGUUCUGGUCUCUCAGCUCGGCGUGGUCAAACUCUGUGACUUCGGUUUCGCUCGGACGAUGGCGGCCGCUCCUGGCGAGGUUUACACCGACUACGUGGCGACACGCUGGUAUCGAGCUCCAGAGCUGCUGGUGGGAGACACCAGAUACGGGAAGGCGGUGGAUGUGUGGGCUGUCGGGUGUCUGUUCUUCGAGAUGUUAACAGGUGAUCCUCUGUUCCCGGGCGACUCUGACAUUGACCAGCUGCACCUCGUCAUCAGUUGUUUCGGUCACCUGACUCCUCGUCACCGCGAGGUCUUCUACAGGAACCCGGUGUUCAUGGGAGUUUGUCUUCCAGAGCCGGCGGAGAGAAACCCGCUGGAGAGCCGCUCGCUCAGACUGUCUGGACUAGCUCUGGAUCUCGCUCAGAGAUGUUUGCAGAUGGAUCCAGACAAGCGCUCGCAGUGUGCAGAUCUGCUGCUGCAUCUGUACUUCACCAGAGACCGCUUCCACCUGCGCUUUCAGCAAGAACUGGCCAGUAAGACACACAAGGACCUGAAGGAAAACAGCAGAGGCACUAAAAGCUCCAGGAGAGAGAAGGAGAAGCGGGACAUGCAGAGAUCGACUCCUGACGCUGUUCAGGACUCAGACCUGCGGCUCAGUGAGUUCAGGCCGUCUGAUGGCGAGGACAGUGACAUCACAGCCAAGCUCCGCCCAGACAACACAGAGCCAAUCAGUGAGCCUGUGUGUCAGGCAGGAAUCCCGCCCAUCUCCACCGACUCACCAGCCACACACAGCCUCAGGUCGUUUGAUAAGAUGAAGAAGCAAAUGAACGUGUUUCCACGGCCGUCACAGCAGAACCUUUCUGUUCACCUCAACACACAGGUGCCGUCGGAGCACAGCAGGAGUCGAUACGCUGCAGUGCCUGCUGGGAAAAAGAUAGCAGAGCUGCGUUUCCCUGAGCUCAGAAACACACUGCUACCCGAGCUGAGAGCAGAAGGAAGACCAAGAGGAAAUAAAGAGCAGAAAAACAACAGAAUCCCGUCCAUAACAGCACCUGACCUGCAGUCCGACACAUAAAACACACACACACACAACACUCACUCACUCACUCACUCACACUCACUCACUCAUUCACACAC
Messenger RNA from Sinocyclocheilus rhinocerous, 1566 nucleotides. RefSeq names its product cyclin-dependent kinase-like 2. Gene Ontology annotation, biological process: protein phosphorylation. Bases 62 to 1504 code for a protein of 480 amino acids. The transcript is spliced from 11 exons. The record is from RefSeq and is a predicted model, not a curated record. Gene Ontology annotation, molecular function: ATP binding; protein kinase activity. NCBI's taxonomy places the organism in Eukaryota, Metazoa, Chordata, Actinopteri, Cypriniformes, Cyprinidae.